Messenger RNA from Syzygium oleosum, 1817 nucleotides. RefSeq names its product alanine--glyoxylate aminotransferase 2 homolog 1, mitochondrial. Gene Ontology annotation, molecular function: L-alanine:glyoxylate transaminase activity; pyridoxal phosphate binding. The transcript has 9 exons. Gene Ontology annotation, cellular component: mitochondrion. The record is from RefSeq and is a predicted model, not a curated record. NCBI's taxonomy places the organism in Eukaryota, Viridiplantae, Streptophyta, Magnoliopsida, Myrtales, Myrtaceae. Gene Ontology annotation, biological process: glyoxylate catabolic process. The coding region runs from base 104 to 1546 and encodes 480 amino acids.
UGUCGUUUGCGCAAAGGUCGGAACUUUAACGCACCCUCUUCGGUUCUCUUGUCUCUCUUGCUUGCUUUUGAAAGUUCUUGAUCAGCGACGAGCGAGCGAGGAGAUGGCGUGGCGGAGCAGCGUUCUGAGAGCCCGUGACCAGCACCGCCGCCUUGUCCCUCGAAAUGGGUUGUCGCUCCGCGGUUCUUUCUCGACGGCCCCGUCGUCGUCGCCUGCCGCCGAUGCUCGGCCUCAGUUACCGAGGUUCGACUAUGUGCCGAAGCCGUACAAAGGGCCUUCGGGCGAUGAGAUUCUUGAGAAGCGCAAGAAGUUCCUGGGCCCUUCUCUCUUCUACUACUACCAGAAGCCCCUUAAUAUUGUUGAAGGGAAAAUGCAAUAUCUGUUUGAUGAGAACGGCAAGCGGUAUCUCGAUGCUUUUGCUGGGAUUGUUACUGUAUCUUGUGGACAUUGCCAUCCUGAAGUUCUGAAUGCUAUUGUGGAGCAAAGCAAGCUUCUGCAGCAUGCCACAACAAUAUAUUUGCACCACGCGAUUGCCGAUUUUGCCGAGGCAUUAGCAUCGAAAAUGCCGGGAAACCUAAAGGUUGUAUAUUUUGUGAAUUCUGGUUCAGAAGCAAAUGAACUGGCAAUGCUGAUGGCUCGACUAUAUAGUGGUAAUCUUGAAAUGAUCUCCUUGAGAAACGCAUACCACGGUGGCAGUUCUGGAACAAUAGGCCUCACGGCACUAAACACAUGGAAGUACUCAAUCCCGCAGGGAGAAAUUCAUCAUGUUGUGAAUCCAGAUCCAUAUCAUGGAAUCUUUGGCUCUGAUGCCAGUAUCUAUGCAAAAGAUGUGCAAGAUCAUAUUGAUUAUGGUACCUCAGGAAAAGUUGCUGGUUUUAUAGCUGAAACCAUUCAGGGAGUUGGGGGAGCUGUGGAAUUGGCCCCUGGUUACUUAAAACUGGUGUAUGACAUGGUAAGCAAGGCUGGUGGUCUUUGCAUAGCAGAUGAAGUGCAAACUGGAUUUGGUCGCACUGGGAGCCACUACUGGGGAUUUGAAACCCAGGGUGUCAUUCCAGACAUAGUCACCAUGGCAAAGGGAAUUGGCAAUGGUUUGCCAUUAGGAGCAGUGGUAACGACACCUGAGAUUGCAAGCGUGAUGGCACAGAAAAUUCAAUUCAACACUUUUGGCGGUAAUCCAGUCUGCUCUGCUGGUGGACAUGCAGUGCUUAGAGUUAUAGAUAAGGAGAAACGCCAAGAACAUUGUGCAGAUGUUGGCUCCCACUUGACUGCUCGUUUAAGGGAUCUUCAGGAGAGAUAUGAUAUCAUUGGAGAUGUAAGAGGCAGGGGCUUAAUGCUGGGCAUCGAGCUCGUCACGGACAGAAAAGAGAAGACGCCCGCUAAAGCAGAAACUGCGGUCCUAUUUGAGAAACUCAGAGAGCUUGGAGUACUGGUCGGUAAAGGUGGUUUGCAUGGAAACGUCUUCAGGAUAAAGCCCCCCAUGUGCUUUAACAAAGAUGAUGCGGAUUUCCUCGUCGAUGCUUUUGAUUAUGCCCUCUCCAAACUGUGAGCUGUUGGAAUGGUCCACAAUCUGAGAUGGCCUUAGUUCCGCCGACCCAUCAGUGAAGAAACAUUCUCAGCUGUAGCACUGCUUCGGAUGCUGCCAGUUUUUCCUGUUUCUGCUCAAUCCUAAUCUUGCAAUGUUAAUUUCAAGAAUGUUAAGCUCGUUCGUCGAUCCAUUUACUGGCACCGUUGGCCUUAACUGUAAUUGUUAUGUAGCAGAUUUUAUACCCUUUUCGUUCGUCUCUUCGAUCGUUAUAUUUAAAGGCUUCUUUCGGUAA